Messenger RNA from Triplophysa dalaica, 2895 nucleotides. RefSeq names its product proteoglycan 4-like. The transcript has 11 exons. Lineage: Eukaryota; Metazoa; Chordata; Actinopteri; Cypriniformes; Nemacheilidae. Bases 390 to 1943 code for a protein of 517 amino acids. The record is from RefSeq and is a predicted model, not a curated record.
AAUACUGUAUUAUGGAAAUACAGUACAAUUCUGUACGAAAUUCGCUGUAAAUUUACAGCAAAGGGUUACAGUGUAUGUGAAAAAUACAGCGUAUUGAACCAUAAACCGUAUAAAAACAUUCUAUUACAUUUAAAACAAAUGAAAAAAAAUGUUUUAGCAUGUCAUAUUACCCCUUUAAGGAACGCUAGUAACCAAACAAAACCAACCUGGUCUCAUGGGUAAGACGUACCUCUGCACACUUUUUGCAGCGCCACUAAAUACGUUCUAGCAGGUACAUAUUUCUACAGUUUUACGACACGAAAGUCCACUGGGGGCGCUAAAGAGAAGACCUCUGUGUGACACAUCGAUGACGGUCGACUCCACAUACAACACGAUUGAGCGUCAGAGAGAUGCCGGGAAACACACAGAAAUUGUGCCCCGGGUGCAACACCCUGAUAAGUGUUGCAUUCAAGACAUGCCCACUUUGCAAACAACUCCAGCCGUACAAAACAAAAGUUGCAAAAAAGAGAUGCAACUUUCAAAAUAAGAAGGCUGAAUGGAAGAAGUCAAUCGAGAAAAACAACAACAGGACAGUUGUACUUAAUAGCUGCCAUGUAAUGCUUGACAAACUUGCUGCCCUUGAUUUCUUCCCCAUACUACUUUUGGGAAAGAAAUUAAAGGGAAAGUUGGUGGCCGAUGCCAUCCUUGGAGGGGAUUACGUUUUGGAUCCCGAUUUGUUUCAGAGGGUUAAAUUGAUGUAUGAAGCAGUGCUAAAGAUUCAUUGUCAAAGACAGAAGAAGGCCACAAGUAGCACAGAAACUACUGACCCUCCAGAAGCUACUUCCACCAGCCCUCCAGAAGCUACUUCCACCAGCCCUCCAGAAGCUACUGCCACCAGCCCUCCAGAAGCUACUGCCAUCAGCCCUCCAGAAGCUACUGCCAUCAGCCCUCCAGAAGCUACUGCCACCAGCCCUCCAGAAGCUACUGCCACCAGCCCUCCAGAAGCUGCUGCCACCAACCCCCCAGAAGCUGCUGCCACCAGCCCCCCAGAAGCUGCUGCCACCAGCCCCCCAGAAGCCGCUGCCACCAACCCCCCAGAAGCCGCUCCCACCAGCCCCCCAGAAGCUGCUGCCCCCAUUCCCCCAGAAGCUGAUGCCACCAGCCCCCCAGAAGCCGCUCCCACCUGCCCCCCAGAAGCUGCUGCCACCAACCCCCCAGAAGCCGCUCCCACCAGCCCCCCAGAAGCUGCUGCCCCCAUUCCCCCAGAAGCUGCUGCCACCAGCCCCCCAGAAGCCGCUCCCACCAGCCCCCAAGAAGCUACUGCCACCAGCCCUCCAGAAACCACUGCCACCAGCCCCCCAGAAGCCACCAGCCCUCCAGAAGCCACUGCCACCAGCCCCCAAGAAGCCACCAGCCCUCCAGAAGCCACUGCCACCAGCCCCCAAGAAGCCACCAGCCCUCCAGAAGCCACUGCCACGAGCCCCCCAGAAGCUACCGGUAUUGAUAUCACAGGCUCAUCAGAAGCCACAAGACCCCAGGCCCAGAAGGCCAAAAAUAGACCAAGAAAUGAAGUACACUAUCCAGUCCAACAGAUGGAAGCCAGCAAGAAAAAGAAAAAGUAUGAGUGUCCAGAAUGCUGUAGGAGAGUGAGCCAAAACAACUUUGAUUACUCCAAGGUUUUGAAAAAAAGAGUGAGAGAGGGAACAGAGGAGGUCCUCAUUCGUUGGGUUCCAUGCAAGACCAGAUCUGAAAGUGGUCGGGAUGUGAAUACAUUUCAGAAUGUUAUUGGAAUAUGCAUUUGUGUUGGGGCUUGGUUGGCAGCCAGAGAGAAUUCCCACAAAUCCUGCAAGAAGGUUUAUGAGGAGCAACUGGAGUUGGCUGUCUGCAGGCACGUUGAGCAGAGAACAUCACAAUGCUGCUGGUUCCAUCUUAGGGCAGGAAGUGGAGAAGUAGUUGACUUCUAAAGCUAUAUUGAUCCCCCUUGGGACCUGGAAACCCUGAAUGCUCACCUUCACCUGGAAAUGAGAGCAUGGGCAGAUGGUUUGGGUGACUUGACAAAGGAUAUGCAGUCAACUGUCUUCUCAAUCGGUGGUACCACUCACUCAGUAGUCAACACAAACAGGCUGUAAAUGCAUACAGCAGUAUAGCCGUUAUGGAGGACAUUCAGGACAACUCUCCGGUGCUGAAGAUGUGCACAAAAAAGACUUUCCUUUCUAUUAAACAGCCCUUUUUUUGAGGUGAUUUACUCUAGAUAGGGCUCAUUACAAACCCAACUGUUUGAAAAUAGUGCACUUAGAUUUUUUAUUUUUGAACUAAAUCUACUAAGUGUUGUCACACAUAGCUUACAGAUAAUCAAGGCCAAAGGUCCAGCACAUAUAGAAUGGCAAUUCUAAGCUAUUAUUAAGAUAAACUCAAAAAUUGAAGAAGGAAUUUGCAAAUACUAAUAUUGGACUAUUAUUAUUAAUUUGGUUCAGCUUUUUUGUGACAACAAAGCUGUAGUUUCUCCAGACUGGUGUCACUACAUAGCAAGUUAAUCAUGCUAAUUUCUUAAAUAAUCCUAUUACAAAGCAUAAUUUGUUUUUCACACGCUUAAAUUGUACAGAUUUUAAGGGAAAAUAUUUUGUGUAUUAUUGUGUGUGUGUAUGUAUCUAAGCUAUGAUUGCAAUAGAAUGUGGAAAUGUCUUCAUUUGUCUUGAUGCAUACAUGCUGUUUGUCGUUUAAGCAUACUUGUUGAUGAACCCCAUCAAAUGGAAUUUAAAUCAUAGAUGUAUUUCUAUAAUGAUUUCCAUAUCGCAUCAUCCAAGUGUACAUCAAUAUAGACAUAAAUCAAAUCCACUUUCACUGACAUUCUGUAAAACUGUACAGAGAAAUGUAUUAAUUUGUCUUUAUGCAUAUGUUCACUGCUGUAAUAAACAC